ACAAUGAAUGUUAAACGCGCGUUGUAUAUAAGCGAUCGUUCGCCCGCCACACAACGACCGACCCUGUGGCCUAAUGGAUAAGGCGUCAGCCUCCGGAGCUGAAGAUUGUGGGUUCGAGUCCCAUCAGGGUCGAAACUUUGGCGUCAUUUUACAAAUAGGUAAUUUAUUUUUCAAUUUUACACGAUUGUUGCAUCAACUUGCGUGUUAAGACCAAGGAUUUAAAUCCCAGCGAAGAAUUCGACGUUUUAUGACGUAACACUAUGUUUUAUUAAAACAUAAAACACUACGUUUUAUGACGUCACAAGUUAAAUAUUUGAUCUCGAAGAUUCGACGCGAAAGAAAUUGUUUCAUUUGAAGUUAAAACAACAUUUAGCGACGACAUCGCUUUAAAUAUUAAGGCGAGAGAAUUAGAGAAAAAGGCAAGGGUUGCCAUCAUAAUGUAUCGGUGGUUUAGUUUUGGGGACGCAAGGUUAGGUUGGGUUGAGUUAUGAACGUUACGCAACGUUAAGUUGAGUUAUGAACGUUACGCAAGGUUUUACAGCUGCAGACGAUGGUGAGUCGGCCGAUUAAUUAUAAUCAAGUUAUAAUGAUAUAUGUUACAGAGGCGAUGGAUUGGAGCGUACUGUUGUUGAUCCCUCUCAUUCUUAUGGUCGCAACAGGCAAUGUGUUGGUUAUUAUAUCGGUAUGGCUGGAUCGGAGGCUGAGAAGUUCAACCAAUUAUUUCCUAACAUCGCUAGCUGUCGCUGAUUUAUUGGUGGCUGUAGUUGUUAUGCCGCCGAGUCUAGCAAUGAUAGUCAACAAUUAUGUUUGGCCUUUUCCCCCUCAAUUAUGUGGUGUAUGGACAAUGUUGGACGUUUUCUUCAGCACCGCAUCAAUAUUGCACUUGUGUUUAAUAUCAUUGGACCGUUAUGUUGCAUUAUCUCGACCAUUCAGCCACCGCAGAAGCGAAUCGUCGCUGGUUGGUCGAAUAAAGUUGGGGAGUUACGAGAAGCCACGCGUUACACGAAGUAUAGGAAUCCGUAUCUUUAUAGUUUGGGCCACAGCCUUCGUUAUUGCAGUUCCACUGCCUAUAUUGGGUGCAAGUGACCGUGACAACUUAUUUAUUGGUGAUAUGUGCGCGAUAAACGUGCCCGAGUUCGCUGUGUUUGGAUCACUAGUAGCCUUCCUCCUACCAUUGGUUAUAAUGUUCGUAAUGUACACGCUAACAAUCCUCGCGCUUCGAAGGCAAGCCAAACUUAUAACGAACGCUAUGACACAAAGUAGCGACGAAACCAUGAACCCGAACCAUGGUAAAUAUUCAUCGGUAAGAGAAGCUAUCAACCAAAUACAAACUCUGCUCGGGUUCGGCGUUGUAAUUCAACCUGAUGGCGUCAAACCAAUGACAUCACAUGCAAGCAGCACUAAACGAAUCUACCGAAGCAAAAAUUCAACAAGACGAUUAUCUAGUUCGUUUAAACACCGAAUAAUGGCGAAUAUCAACAACGAACAACGCGCGUCUAAGGUAAUUAUGACAAUACGUGGUUAUGACGUCACAAGUACAUAUUUACAGGUGCUGGGUUUGAUCUUCGUUUUGUUUUGUUUGUUUUGGAGUCCUUUCUUUAUAACCAACGUAGUCAGCCAUCUUUGCCAAACAUGUAACCAACAACUAAUGGGACAAUGCAUGAAUUGGUUUGUAUGGGUUGGUUAUGUUUCAUCUGGCGUCAACCCGUGCGUAUAUACUUUGUUCAGUCGAAGGUUUCGGCAAACUUUCCUUAAUAUAUUACGCGGUCGAUGCUUACGUGUCAAUCAACUGCAACGGGGUGGGUUAAGGUCGUCAUGUGAAGCUACAGGGGGGAGUGUUAAGUCCGUACAAGAACCUACUAUGACGUCACGAAACGUAAACAAAGUUUGGCGGACCGGAAGUUGAAUGACGUCAUCAUAAUAUUAAAGACAGUGUCAUAUUGGGGAAAUACCCAUAGUGUACAAUUGUUUGUAUGAAUCUUGAUUGUGACGCAACAUGUGAAUAAAGUAUCGGAUCGAA
Ciona intestinalis (vase tunicate) is the source of this 2020-nucleotide messenger RNA. Lineage: Eukaryota; Metazoa; Chordata; Ascidiacea; Phlebobranchia; Cionidae. The record is from RefSeq and is a predicted model, not a curated record.